This is a messenger RNA of Odobenus rosmarus divergens (Pacific walrus), 1275 nucleotides long. It is a transcript of the gene SDR42E1, whose product is annotated as short chain dehydrogenase/reductase family 42E, member 1. NCBI's taxonomy places the organism in Eukaryota, Metazoa, Chordata, Mammalia, Carnivora, Odobenidae. The transcript is spliced from 2 exons. The record is from RefSeq and is a predicted model, not a curated record. The coding region runs from base 26 to 1207 and encodes 393 amino acids. Gene Ontology annotation, biological process: steroid biosynthetic process. Gene Ontology annotation, molecular function: 3-beta-hydroxy-Delta5-steroid dehydrogenase (NAD+) activity.
UCCCGUGAUCUUUUGACUGUCACACAUGGACUUCCAAAAAUCUCUAAAGGAAACUGUCCUCAUUACAGGAGGAGGUGGCUAUUUUGGUUUCCGCCUAGGCUGUGCUCUGAACCGGAAAGGAUUCCAUGUGAUUCUGUUUGACAUCAGCAGCCCUGCUCAUUCUAUUCCAGAAGGAAUCAAGUUUAUCCAUGGAGACAUUCGCCACCUCUCUGACGUGGAGAACGCCUUCCAGGAUGUGGAUGUCACGUGUGUGUUCCAUAUUGCCUCUUAUGGCAUGUCAGGGUGGGAGCAGCUGAAUCGGAGCCUGAUUGAAGAAGUCAAUGUGGGGGGCACAGACAAUAUCCUCCAGGUUUGCAGGAGGAGAGGGGUGCCAAGACUUGUUUACACCAGCACUUUCAAUGUCAUCUUUGGAGGUCAAGUUAUCAGAAAUGGAGAUGAAUCUCUGCCUUACCUACCUCUUCACCUCCAUCCUGAUCACUACUCUCGGACCAAGUCUAUUGCAGAGAAGAAGGUGCUGGAGGCCAAUGGUACCAGCCUGGUAAGAAGUGAUGGUGUCUUAAGAACCUGUGCUCUGCGCCCGGCUGGUAUCUAUGGGCCUGGAGAACAAAGGCACCUUCCCAGGAUAGUGAGGUACAUUGAGAGGGGUCUGUUCAAGUUUGUGUACGGAGAUCCUAGGAGCCUGGUUGAAUUUGUCCAUGUGGAUAACUUGGUACAGGCUCACAUUCUGGCCUCAGAGGCUCUGAAAGCUGACAAGGGCCACAUUGCCUCUGGGCAGCCCUACUUCAUUUCAGAUGGCAGGCCCGUGAACAACUUUGAGUUCUUCCGGCCUUUGGUUGAGGGCCUAGGCUACACGUUCCCAUCUGUCCGCCUGCCAUUGACCCUCAUCUACUGCUUUGCUUUCCUAACAGAAAUGGUUCACUUCAUUUUAGGUCAACUCUACAACUUCCAGCCCUUCCUCACCCGCACAGAAGUUUACAAAACUGGCAUCACACAUUACUUUAGCCUAGAGAAGGCCCAGAAGGAGCUCGGUUAUGAGCCUCAGCCAUUUGACCUCCAGGAAGUAGUAGAAUGGUUUAAAGCCCAUGGUCAUGGCAGAAGUCCUGGGAAUCAUGACUCUGAGUGUCUUGUUUGGGAUGGGCUGAUGGUCUUACUCUUGGCUAUAGCAGUUCUCACGUGGCUGCCCGCUUUUGUGGUUCUGUCACUAUGAGGGAACUAGAAAUAAGGACCUGAACACACUUGCUGAGAUGGUUUUCAAGAACUGUGGGUUUAAAAUGU